AUGGCGCCCCCAUCACCUAUUCCUCCCGUACGCAAACGAGGGCGACCGCGUGUCUAUUCCUCCACCGCACAGAAACAAGCAUCCAAUGUUGCCCAGCGGCGGAGAAAGCGACAGUCCACCCGUGCCGCUGAGCAAAGUGCUGAAUACUAUCAGUAUUACACACCCACGGCUGCUGCGCUGCCUGAGCCUGAUUCUUCUACUGCGACCUACUUCCCCCCGGACGAACCAACAUUUCCUGCAGAACUAGAACCGCUGCUGCCACCUCUUAGUCCCCCGACGCUACCCGUUGACCCUAUUCCCGAUAAUAUACCCUCGAUCGCGCCUGAGACUGUGGCAUUGUCUGCCACACCUCUCCCGACUGUCUCUGUAGAAAUUAUUGUCCCGCGUAGUACUUCACCGAAUCGCUUGGACUCGCCCGAUCCCGAGAUCCUCCUAGCUGUACAGGCCCUUGGGCAGACCCUGACCGAUCAACUGUACACCCACCAUGGCUGCUGUGUACACUGCCAUCGCCAACAGGAGACUCAGCAUUCCACUCAGCAUACAGAUUAUUCGGGCCUGAAAAACUACCUGGAACGGGUACUAACCGAGGGCAGAUUUCCGGAUGUUCUACGGGUCCCGAUAAUGGCGCGGAGGAAGGACCACCUUGCCCGUCAGGUCAGUAGUGAGCGGAGGCAACAGGUAUAUUGUGGUAUCUCUGCAGAGCUAUCCCAUGCUGAGCCUGUCCAUGUCUGUCUCGCGACCGAUCAUCACAGCGACACAGUAACGGAGGUGACCUUUGAUAUUGACAGUAUCGUGGGGUUUGCAUCGAGCCUUGCCGUGGCUAAGCAGGGAGUACAGUGGAACCCGACCCAGAUAGCUGUAUCUGAUCUCCAGUCCAGUCUCCACCUCGAUCCCCUGCCCGUGCAGUACCUGGAUCCACAGGGCUGA
Messenger RNA from Aspergillus caelatus, 927 nucleotides. RefSeq lists its product as uncharacterized. The transcript has a single exon. NCBI's taxonomy places the organism in Eukaryota, Fungi, Ascomycota, Eurotiomycetes, Eurotiales, Aspergillaceae. The coding region runs from base 1 to 927 and encodes 308 amino acids. The record is from RefSeq and is a predicted model, not a curated record.